Prorocentrum cordatum is the source of this 1450-nucleotide messenger RNA. The record is from the annotation of a GenBank genome assembly. Lineage: Eukaryota; Dinophyceae; Prorocentrales; Prorocentraceae.
AGCCUCGAGGGGUCCGAGCGCCUUUUUUUGUCACCGCCGGGCCAGCCCCGGAUUCGGCAGAAGCGCGCCAGGGCGCGCCGCCGUUGCCCGAAGGCGCCAUGCCGACUGGCAAAGUGAAGAUGUUUGAUCACGAUAAGGGCUUCGGAUUCAUCUCGCCAGAUGAAGGUGGUGACGACGUUUUUGUGCAUCGCAAGGUUUCUGGGUCAGACCGGACAGCAUACCUUGAGAAGGGUGACUCCGUCACGUACGAGACAGAGUGGGACACCCAGAAGAACAAGUACUGCGCGUCCAAGUGCACAGGAUUCCGCACCAGUGGUGGCGGCGGCGGCGGUGGAGGCUACGGCGGAGGCGGAGGCUACGGCGGAGGCGGUGGCGGCGGCGGCGGCGGCGGCGGUGGGCGUCCGACAGAUUCGAGGGGUCGCGAGAUGUGCGGAGACUUCAAGAGGGGCAGGUGCGACCGCGGCGACCGCUGCCGCUACUCGCACGAGAGCAGCCGCAGCCCCGAGCGCCGCGGGCGCAGCCGCAGCCGCAGCCGCGGGCGCGGAGGCCCGGGCUACGGCGGCGGGUACGGCAUGCCGCCGCCCGGGUACGGCAUGCCGCCGCCAGGGUACGGAGGGUACGGGAUGCCGCCGCCCGGCUACGGAGGCCCCCCGCCCGGCUACGGCGGCGCCCCCCCUGGCUACGGCGGCCCCCCGCCGGGCUACGGCGGCUACGGCGGCCCGCCGCCCGCGGGCUACGGCGGCCCGCCGCCCGGAGGCGGCGGCGCCCCGCCCCUGCCCCCGGGCUGGGAGCAGCUCCCGGACCCGGCCAGCGGCCGCCCCUAUUUCUGCAACCGCUCCACCGGGGAGACCAGCUGGACGCCGCCGCCAGCACCCGCGGCUGGCGGGCCCCCAGGCGCGCCUGCGGCCCCGGCCCCCGGCGGCCCGGGCCCCUACGCCGGCGGCCGGGGCCGGCCCGGCGGCCCCGGCGGCGCGCCGAUGGGGCCGGGCGGCGGCGCCCCCCGCUGCCGCAGCGGGCUGGGAGACGGCCAGCGACCCCGCGAGCGGCAAGCCGUAUUACUUCAACCGGGCCACUGGUGAGACGCGCUGGGAACCACCUCGCUGAAAUGUUUACCUUCAGGAGUGGGACUAUGACUAUACGAUUCGGAGCGGUAUGAAAAUAGCUUGCUGACAGGAUGUUUCCACGGAGCGGCGUGCGUGUUGUUGUCGCUAAUUGGUGUCAUUCCCCGAAGUCACCUCUAAGGGCAUGGUUGUCCCAUGUCCAGCUUGUCUUAGUUUUGUCAGUCUGCCUGCCGACGUCUGCCUUCACUGUGUGCAUGACAACGCGUGGGGAACCGGAGAAAUUCGAACGGACUGAAGUAGAGAUGAGUCGGUCUAUGGGGCUGGUGGGUGCCCUCAACUGAAGGUGGCACACAUUGUGUGAUCGAGGCGUUUGACGGAUCAGAAUCAGG